CACACAUGGAUCAUGAAAGUCGUCGUUAUUGUAAUCCUGAAUAUUUUGAUCGCAAUAGAAGCGAAGCACAAGUCGACAAGUACUGAUGUAUCCAGUGGGGACAGUAAACAAGACUUAACUGCAGAAGGCAGCUCCAUAGGAGACUCCGACUACCACGAUGACGAUACACAUAUACAGAGACACGGUACGAAAGUCGAAAGAGUACAUUUCGAAUCAAGACGUUGGCACAAAGGUUGUAUAAAGAAAGCAAGUAAAAUGUGUACGAAAGCAUGCGAAAGGGCUUACAAGACUGUUUGUAAAAGACUUACUGCCAUGGAGAUAUUCGUGAGUGCUGUCGCUGUCUUCUUCUAUGGUGCAAUAACACAAGCACAGGAGAUUUUAAGGGCAGGCAACGAUUUCUCCGUCUCCAUUUCAGCCAAUCGCUCUGAGAGAAACGAUUCCAGAGUACUGGCCCUGCUCAUUUUAGAAGAAAACGACAGCGAGGAAUCAGGAAACAUAACCAAAGGUAACAAUUCACCGAUAAUAAUGCCAUGGAUAGACGCAGCCAAUCUUGGUGAUAAACAAGAUGAGGAUACGGACACGUCAGGAGAAUCUAAUUCAGAUGAAUAUCCCGAUUCAGGCGAAAGUGAUACCGACAGCGAAUCGAAUUUUUAUCAUGAAGACGACCAUAUUAAUGACGCAAUAAGUACAAUUGAUUUAGCAGAGCUCAAACAUUUGAAAGAUAAAUCCGAACUUUUACGAAAGAGAUGGAAAUCUUGUCGUAAGACAGCUGCUAAAGUAUGCAAGCAAGCGUGCAAUAUAUCUUACAAAAACGCUUGUAGUGAAUUUGAUUGUGAAAAAAAAUUAAAGAGGGCAAUGAAGAAAGAAUGCAAGAGAAAUUGCAAGGAUAUGUUUAUGUAAUUUACUGCAGGGUUGGUGCAGUGGCUGAGCA
Molecule: messenger RNA, 931 nt
Organism: Spodoptera litura
Lineage: Eukaryota; Metazoa; Arthropoda; Insecta; Lepidoptera; Noctuidae
Source: RefSeq, a predicted model, not a curated record